Molecule: messenger RNA, 1976 nt
Organism: Chenopodium quinoa (quinoa)
Lineage: Eukaryota; Viridiplantae; Streptophyta; Magnoliopsida; Caryophyllales; Amaranthaceae
Product: glutathione reductase, chloroplastic
Exons: 16
Coding region: 147-1643 (498 amino acids)
Biological process (GO): cellular response to oxidative stress; cell redox homeostasis; glutathione metabolic process
Cellular component (GO): cytosol; mitochondrion
Molecular function (GO): flavin adenine dinucleotide binding; NADP binding; glutathione-disulfide reductase (NADPH) activity
Source: RefSeq, a predicted model, not a curated record
AUGGAACUUUAAUAAUUGCUCUAUUCAAUUGUUGCACUCGCUAUUAAUAGCAGCCCCCUCACUUUUCCUUUCUCUCUUCUCCUAAAAAAUCUUCAAUUUCACCUUCAUUUUCCUAUUCAUUUUCCAUACUCGUGAAGAAAUCAACAAUGGCGGGCAGAAAAAUGCUUAUUGGUGGAGAAGAAAACCAGUCUAAUGUCGAAGACGAAGCUCAUUACGAUUUCGAUUUGUUCGUUAUCGGUGCCGGAAGCGGAGGUGUUCGUGCUGCUCGAUUUUCUGCAAAUUUUGGUGCUAAGGUUGGAAUUUGCGAGCUUCCAUUUCAUCCAAUAAGUUCGGAGGUUAUUGGAGGAGUUGGUGGAACAUGUGUAAUUCGUGGUUGUGUUCCCAAAAAAAUAUUGGUGUAUGGAGGUGCUUUUGGAGGUGAACUUGAGGAUGCAAAAAGCUUUGGUUGGGAGUUGAAUGAGAAGAUCGACUUCAACUGGAAAAAAUUGUUGCAGAAGAAGACAGAUGAGAUUAUCAGGCUCAAUAACAUUUACAAACGACUGCUGUCUAAUGCUGGGGUGAAACUAUACGAAGGUGAGGGCAGGAUAGUUGGUCCUAAUGAAGUCCAAGUGACACAAAUAGAUGGCACAAAGUUGUCAUACUCUGCAAAACAUAUAUUGAUUGCAACUGGUAGCCGGGCGCAACGUCCUAAUAUUCCUGGGCAGGAAUUGGCAAUAACUUCUGACGAGGCUUUAAGUUUGGAGGAAUUCCCCAAGCGCGUUGUUAUACUCGGAGGAGGGUACAUAUCUGUUGAAUUUGCAUCUAUAUGGCGUGGGAUGGGUGCCAAUGUAGAUCUUUGCUUCAGAAAGGAACUUCCCUUGAGAGGCUUUGAUGAUGAAAUGAGGGCUGCUGUUGCUAGAAAUCUGGAAGGUAGGGGAGUUCAAGUGCAUCCAAGGACAACUCUGACAGAGCUGGUGAAAACUGAUAGAGGUGUAAUGGCUCGUACUGAUCAUGGUGAAGAAAUUGAAGCUGAUGUUGUGCUCUUUGCUACUGGCCGUUCUCCAAACACAAAAAGGCUGAAUCUGGAAGCUGUAGGUGUAGAGCUUGACCAAACAGGAGCUGUUAAGGUUGACGAGUAUUCAAGAACAAGUGUACCAACCAUAUGGGCAAUUGGCGAUGUUACCAAUCGCAUGAACCUUACUCCUGUGGCUUUGAUGGAAGGAACUUGUUUCGCUAAAACUGUUUUUGGGGGCCAAAAUAUCAAACCAGACUACAAUUAUAUAGCAUGCGCUGUGUUCAGCAUUCCUCCUCUAGCUGUGGUGGGUCUUAGUGAAGAACAAGCUAUAGAGCAAGCCAAUGGUGAUAUUUUGGUCUUCACAUCAUCAUUCAACCCAAUGAAAAACACUAUUUCUCAGCGUCAAGAAAAGACUAUUAUGAAACUUGUUGUUGAUGCUGAGACAGAUAAAGUGCUUGGAGCAUCAAUGUGUGGCCCAGAUGCACCUGAAAUAAUGCAGGGAAUUGCUAUAGCACUGAAAUGUGGAGCAACAAAGGCACAAUUUGAUAGUACGGUGGGAAUACAUCCUUCUGCAGCAGAAGAAUUUGUGACAAUGAGGGAAGCUUCACGGCGUGUCCCUGGUGCUGGCAAGCCCAAGACUAAUCUUUGAAGGUGAUUUUUAUUAUACACAAGCUGUAUAUUAUAUACAGAGACGCCCUGUAGGUCAAGCUUUGCAAACCCUUUUUGGCUCGUUAAUUUUUAUCCAAUCUAGGGAUUUACCGAUGGUGCUUGGACAAUUUGUCAUCUUGGGAAAUUUGCAAUUGCACAGGAUUGCUACCUGAGUUCAUAGUAGUCAUAGAUCAUUGAACUUCUAUGGAUAAAACUGCCCAAUAAACAAAAGGGGGCUUGUAUAUACUAUUAUGUAUUUUUUUGUUAAACUAACACUUUAUUGUAUGAAGUUUCUGUACUUACUGUUUAUAGUAUUGUCUUUAUGCUUCUUAAA